AUGGCUCUGAUGUUCAUGGGGCAUGCUUUAUUUCUAACAUUAGUGAUGUUUGCCGUCUUCACUUUUGAAGAAUCUGUAAGCAAUUACUCUGAUUGGGUGACUUUCAUAGGAAAUGUAGUUCAGUAUGAAAAACAGCAACUUGAAGGUCUUAGUGCUGAGCAGAAGCUGAAAAAAACAGUUCUUCAUCCAGGCUUGUAUUUCGACGCUGAAGAUGUCCAGGCACUGAGGCAGAAGACUCAUACAAGCCAUUCCCAUCUAUUUAGAGCCAUCAGAAGUGCGGUUAUGGUUAUGCUGUCCAACCCAUUAUACUACCUGCCUCCACCCAAGCACAUUGAUUUUGCUGCAAAGUGGAAUGAGAUUUAUGGUAACAAUCUGCCACCUCUAGCAUUUUAUUGUUUGCUGUGCCCUGAAGAUAAAGCUGCAUUAGAUUUUGCUCUAGAAUAUAUGGAUAGAAUGGCUGGCUACAAAAACUGGUUGGUUGAGAAUGCACCUGGAGAUGAAGUACCACUCGGUCACUCCCUAACAGGAUUUGCCACUGCUUUUGACUUCUUGUAUAAUUCGCUGGAAAAUGAGAGAAGGCAAAAAUACCUGGAGAAGAUAUGGUCUGUAAGCGAGGAAAUGUAUGAGUACUCAAAGGUUCGUUCCUGGGGAAAGCAGCUUCUCCAUAACCACCAAGCAACCAACAUGCUUGCUUUGCUUAUUGGGGCUUUAGUUGCAGGGGUGGACAAAGGAUCUCAGGCAAAUAUUUGGAAACACACUGUUGUUGAUGUGAUGGAGAAAACAAUGUUUCUGCUCAAUCACAUUGUAGAUGGGUCUCUGGAUGAGGGGGUAGCUUACGGGAGUUACACAGCCAAGUCAGUAACCCAGUAUGUUUUUCUGGCCCAGCGCCACUUUGGUAUUAAUAACUUGGAGAAUAACUGGCUAAAAAUGCACUUUUGGUUUUACUAUGCCACCCUGUUGCCAGGCUUUCAGAGGACUGUGGGCAUAGCGGAUUCUAAUUACAACUGGUUUUAUGGUCCUGAGAGCCAACUGGUUUUCUUGGAUAAGUUUAUCAUGAAGAAUGGAGCUGGCAACUGGCUGGCACAGCAGAUUAGAAAGCACAGACCCAAGGACGGGCCAAUGGUGCCGUCCACUUCACAAAGAUGGAGCACACUGCACACUGAAUUUAUAUGGUAUGCUGCCGAAAUCACUCCUCAGCCACCUCCUGACUACGGUACUGCUAAAAUGCAUGUGUUUCCUAACUGGGGAGUUGUUACUUACGGGGCUGGCUUGCCAAACACUCAGGCAAACACCUUUGUGUCCUUUAAGUCUGGAAAACUCGGUGGACGUGCUGUCUAUGACAUUGUUCGCUUUCAGCCGUAUGCCUGGAUUGAUGGGUGGAGAAGUUUCAAUCCGGGACAUGAACAUCCUGAUCAGAACUCUUUCACUUUUGCUCCCAAUGGACAGGUGUUUGUAUCUGAGGCUCUUUACGGACCUAAACUCAGCCACCUGAACAACGUCUUGGUCUUUGCUCCAUCUCCUACGAGCCAGUGCAACCAGCCUUGGGAGGGACAGCUUGGUGAGUGUGCCCAGUGGCUGAAGUGGAUUGGUGAUGAGGUUGGAGACUCAGCUGGAGAAAUUAUAACAGCCUCCCAGGCUGGAGACAUGAUGUUUGUGAGUGGUGAAGCGGUAUCUGCUUACACAUCAGCAAUGAAAUUGAGAAGUGUGUAUCGCGUUUUGCUGCUUUUAAAUUCUCAGACAUUGUUAGUAGUAGAUCACAUCGAGAAGGAGGAAGACUCUCCUGUUAAUUCUGUCAGUGCCUUUUUUCAUAAUCUUGACAUUGAUUUUAAAUACACACCCUAUAAGUUUAGGAACAAAUACAAUGGAGCUAUGAUGGAUGUGUGGGAUGCCCACUACAAGAUGUUUUGGUUUGAUCAUCAUGGGAGUAGUCCUGUUGCUAGGAUACAGGAGGCAGAACAAGCUGCUGAAUUCAAAAAGCGAUGGACUCAGUUUGUAAAUGUUACCUUUCCAAUGAAAGACAUGCUUACAAGGAUUGUUUACCUUUUCUAUGGCCCGUAUGUCAAUGUUUCUAACUGCAGGCUCAUAGAUAAUGCAAAAACUGGAUUUCAGAUUUCGCUCAGCGUUAACAACACUGAAAAUACCAUCUCUGUUGUGACUGAGUAUCAGAAUUUAAAGACAAGGUUUGAUUACUUGGGAUUUGGUGGUUUUGCCAAAGUAGUUCAUGAAAACAAAGUGACCAAGUUUGGUCUAGGUACUGAAUCUGUGGAAAAACGGAUAAAAAAUGAUAGGGUGGUUUUCCCUUUUGGAUUCAAGGUGAACAUAAUUGCAGGGUUAAUUCUGGGUGUUAGUUUGGUCAUACUGGCUUUUCAGUGGCGGUUUUACAUAUCCUUCAGUAAAAUGUUGCGUUGGAUCCUGAUACUGGUUGUCACACUGUGGCUUAUUGAAUUAGUGGAUAUGUGGAGCAUGUGUACUCAGCCCAUCUGUGCAAAAUGGAGCAGUGACAUGACAAGGCUAGAACGUGAUAAAGGCAAUAAAGCCAAAAAAUUAGAAGGAAACCCUGUUGUUUUGCCAGAUGUUGUCAUUACUUCUCUUCCUGCUUCUGGUGCAGAAAUUCUGAAACAGCUGUUUUUUAAUAGCAGUGACUUCUUAUACAUUAGGAUACCUACACCCUAUCUUGAAAUUCCAGAGACUGAAUUUGAAAUUGAUUCCUUUGUAGAUCCAUGUGAAUGGAAGGUUUCUGAUGUCCAGAAUGGUCAUUUUCGUCUUGUCCAAGGGUGGCUUCAGUCUCUAGUUCGAGACACAAAGUUACAUUUACAAAACAUUCAUUUAUAUGAAGCCAGCAGAAGUAAAACUGCUCAGCAUUCUGCCAUAAGCAAGGACAAAAAGAAGAGAUCCAAAAAGAGAGAAGCUCUGUCAGAGCAAAGAAGCAGGGCAAGAGGGAGUCAAGAUAAAGAUGCUGAACAUAUUAGGCAACUGAGAAGACAUCUCGCUUAUUAUCCUAAUGCGCGACCUGUGCUUAGUUUAAGUAGUGGGAGCUGGACAUUAAAGCUUCCCUUCUUUCAGGAAAUCCUAGGACCGUCAAUGAGAGCAUUAUAUGUAGUAAGGGACCCACGGGCGUGGAUCUAUUCAAUGUUGUACAAAAAUAAGCCAAGCAUUUACUCCUUGAAAAAUGUUCCAAAACGCUUGGCUGCAAUGUUUAAAGGGGAGAAUGGUAAAGGAAAAUGUAGUUUAAAUGAAGGCUAUGCAUUUGAAUAUGAAUCAUUAAGAAAAGAACUUUCAAAUUCUAAUCCGAAUGCUGUUUCUGUGUUGUCCCAUUUAUGGCUAACAAACACAGCAGCAGCACUAAGAAUAAAUGGGGACUUGCAGCCAACAAAUUAUCAGCUGGUUAAGUUUGAAGAUAUCGUGAGCUUUCCUCGGAAGACGGCUGAAACAAUUUUUGCCUUUCUUGGUAUUCCUCUUCCUCCCGCUAGUUUAAACCAAAUAUUAUUUGCCACCUCCACCAGUCUUUUCUAUCUUCCUUACGAAGGGGAAAUUUCACCAAGUAGCAUUCAUGCCUGGAAACAAAACAUGCCCAAUGAAGAGAUUAGACAGAUUGAAGAUAUCUGUUGUUCUCUAAUGGACCACUUAGGAUACCCAAAGUUCAUAGAGUAA
Messenger RNA from Opisthocomus hoazin, 3651 nucleotides. NCBI's taxonomy places the organism in Eukaryota, Metazoa, Chordata, Aves, Opisthocomiformes, Opisthocomidae. The record is from RefSeq and is a predicted model, not a curated record.